CGCCCGCCGCUCUAGCUCGCCUCUUCCGGUCAUAGAGCCCAGCCGCCCGCCCCUUCCGGGGAGGAGCCGGACGUCCGGGAUUGGGUGCCAAGAUGGAGGACAGCGAGUACGAGUCGGUUCUGUGCGUCAAGCCCGAGGUGCACGUCUACCGUAUCCCGCCGCGGGCCACUAACCGCGGCUACAGGGCUGCAGACUGGCAGCUGGACCAGCCAUCGUGGAGUGGGCGGCUGCGGAUAACAGCGAAAGGGCAGAUGGCUUACAUCAAACUGGAGGACAGAACUUCAGGAGAGCUCUUCGCCCAGGCGCCUGUGGAGCAGUUUCCCAGCAUUGCCGUGGAGAGCGUGACAGACUCCAGCAGAUACUUUGUUGUCCGGAUUGAGGACGGAAGUGGGCGGCGAGCAUUUAUUGGCGUUGGCUUUGCUGACCGAGGGGAUGCCUUUGAUUUCAAUGUAGCGCUGCAGGACCAUUUCAAGUGGGUGAAGCAGCAAUGUGAAUUUGCCAGACAAGCACAGAACCCGGCCCCUGGCCCCAAACUAGACCUGAGCUUCAAAGAGGGCCAGACCAUCAAGCUCAACAUUGCGAACAUGAAGAAGAAGGAAGGAUCAGCUGGAAAUGCCAAGUCCCGGCCAUCCGGCAGUGCAGGAAUGAGCCUCCUGCCUCCUCCUCCCCCAGGGGGCAAAGUGUCUGCUCAGUCCCCUCCCAUUGGGGAGCAUUUGCCUGUAGGAGUGGCCCAGGCCCAGCCAGCAGUUGCUCCAAGUACAGAGGCCACUUUACCCUGGCCACAACUCAACCCCACCACUGCUGCCACAGCCGAUGUCUGGGGUGACUUUGCCAAAGCUUCCGGGUCCACUUCAGGCCAGACUCAGCAGAGCUCCAACUGGGUGCAGUUCUAACCUGGCCCCAGCUUUUGCUUUCCCAAUGUGCCUCCUGGGGAAGAAGCAUCUUUACUGUGGCCCAGAGGGCGGAGGAUCCAGACUUCCUGUGCCUCUCCAUUUGGAACAUGCCUCCUUUCCGUCUUCCUCCUUUGCAUCCCCCAGGUCCUGCUCCUCUGUCUCUGUAGCAUCUUGUGGCUGGGUAUUGUAGAAGACUUCAGGAUUCAGCACUGAAAACAGAGACCCUGGGGCAGAGCCCUGGAAUGGGGACCCAAGAAACUGAGGCCACGUCCUGCUCUCUGCCUCCAGGGCUGGAUCGGGGCUGGCACUCUAGCUGCAGGCCUUUCUGGGGGAUAUCCAUUAUCUAAUGCAGACCCUGAGAGACUUGGGUCAGUUUGCUUCCCUGGCUGAAGCCUCUAACCACGGUGUUUACAUAUUUAAAGUGAGGGCUCAGUGGGUGUUGGGGUGGUUCCUCCAUCCCACUUCUUCUCCAUACACCCUAGUUACUGAAGUCAGGUCCCUGUGCCUCAUGGAAAUGGAGGCACCAUCCAGGUUUCCCAGUAGCCUAAGGGGUAAGAAGGCCCCUUGGGAGGAGAUCAGGAAACACCUAAUUGUAUUAAGCCUUUCUUUUCUAACAUUUGCUUUGCUGACCUGCAUAAUCCACACUAACUUUGGGGAACUGUCCCUUCCAGGACCUCUGGAGGGAUCCGCCUCUGGCAGCUACAGUGCCCACCUGCUCUUUGGACUCCCCCUCCUCAGGGUUUCCAGGGGCAGUUGUCAUCUCCCUCCCGGUUGCAGGGUUUCCAGCGCCCCAAGCUGCUGAGUAGAAGCUGGAGGCUGCUCUGGGAGAGUUGAGCCCAGACUGUGCCCACUCAGGAGGCCCUUUUUGAGGCCCUUUUCUCCAGGCCCUGCGAAGGAAAGCCUUCUUGUGCUGGGCCUCUCUGGGUGGUUUCUGAGUGCCUUGUUGUCUAUGGACAACCACCUCCUUUUCCUUUCUCUUACAUGCACUGUGAAUGAAAGCUAGGAGCCAUGUGGAGGGAAUGGAGGCAGGUGUUACCUGCACUACUGUUUUGAAAGUAAUCGUAUCUCUGCAAGCCUCUGAAAUUCCUUGUCACGUCUUAUACUUGUACGUUGUCUUUCAUUGGAAAGGAUUCAUUCUUUUGUGGAUCAGAUGUUUUGCUUAGAAGUCCUGAGUAAUGGAUAGAGAAUAUGAAAAACCCUUUGUACAGGGUUAGAGUGAAGAUUUUUUAAAGAAGAAAAGUGUUUGCCUUUACUAGUUUAUGUCAAGGAUGAGAAUGUUUUUGACCAUGUAUAUGCUCACUGUGUGGCUAGUAAGUGCCUUCAGCUUCCUUUCUGUACCUAGAAGUUUGGGUGGUUUCAGAAGCAAAAUGUGGAAAUGCGUGGUGACUUGAAACUAGCGUAUUUUUUUUAAGUGCCUAGAUAAGCCAAUCCCUGGUGGAAUAAGCUGGAUGACAAUAAAUGACAUUUGGACACA
Messenger RNA from Phascolarctos cinereus (koala), 2367 nucleotides. It is a transcript of the gene NECAP2, whose product is annotated as NECAP endocytosis associated 2. Lineage: Eukaryota; Metazoa; Chordata; Mammalia; Diprotodontia; Phascolarctidae. Gene Ontology annotation, biological process: endocytosis. Gene Ontology annotation, cellular component: clathrin vesicle coat; membrane. The record is from RefSeq and is a predicted model, not a curated record.